Molecule: messenger RNA, 1501 nt
Organism: Neomonachus schauinslandi (Hawaiian monk seal)
Lineage: Eukaryota; Metazoa; Chordata; Mammalia; Carnivora; Phocidae
Product: sodium-dependent phosphate transport protein 1-like
Exons: 12
Coding region: 101-1501 (466 amino acids)
Biological process (GO): monoatomic anion transport; phosphate ion transmembrane transport
Cellular component (GO): membrane
Source: RefSeq, a predicted model, not a curated record
CUGGAAGAUUGUAAGACUCAUACUCCUCAUCUGAAGAUUCAAGGAAAGCGGAGACCACACCCCUCAACAAGAAGAGAAGAAACUGGAACCCCUUACGCAAAUGGAUAACCACUUCCCUCCCAGGAAAGUUCCAAGUUUUUGUUCCUUCCGCUAUGGAUUAUCUGUCCUCUUGCAUUUCUGUAACGUUGUAAUCAUGGCUCAACAUAUGUGUCUGAGCCUCACAAUGGUAGCCAUGGUGAACAGCACAGAUGCUCACGGUUUGCCCAACACCUCCACAGGGGAGCACCUGGAUCACAGAAAGAACCCCGUGUAUAACUGGAGUCCUAAAAUCCAGGGUAUCAUCUUCAGUUCCAUCUUUUAUGGUGUAAUCAUCACCCAAAUUCCUGUUGGAUACUUGUCUGAGAAAUACUCCAUCAAGAAAAUGAUCGGCUCUGCAUUAUUCCUCAGCUCUCUACUUAGCCUGUUAAUGCCAAUGGCAGCUGAAGGUGGAGAAGCUUUCCUCCUGGCAUGCCGAGUAGUCCAGGGAGCAGCCCAGGGAUCGGUAUUCAUAGCUCAGCACGUCACGUGGGUCAAGUGGGCUCCUCCCUUGGAACGAGGCCGACUCACCUCCCUGAGUCUAUCAGGAAUUCUGCUGGGGUCCUUCAUUGUUCUGCUUGCGACUGGAUUCAUCUGCCAAUCCCUGGGCUGGCCCAUGGUCUUCUACAUUUUUGGUGCUUGUGGCUGUGCCCUAAGUCUUCUCUGGUUUGUUCUGUUCUAUGACGACCCAAAGGACCACCCAUGUAUAAGCAUCAGUGAGAAGGAAUACAUCUUGUCCUCCCUCAACCAGCAGGUCAGCUCAAGGACACAGUCUCUGCCAGUCAAAGCUAUGAUUAAGUCUCUUCCCGUCUGGGCCAUUGCUUUCGGUUCUUUUGCUUUUCACUGGACAAAUAAAAUCAUGGUUUUGUACACUCCAACGUUUAUCAACUCCAAGCUUCGUGUGAACAUAAAAGAGAAUGGGCUGCUAUCAUCCCUCCCCUAUUUGUUUGCCUGGAGCUUUGGUAUCCUAGCAGGUCACCUGACAGACUUCUUCCAGUCCAGGAAUAUUCUCCGCUUAAUUACCAUCCGGAACCUCUUCAACACACUGGGACUUCUCCUGCCUGCCUUCUUCAGCGUGUGCCUGCUCUACCUGAGUUUCAGCUUCUCUAGCACUACCAUCUUCCUGAUACUUGCCAGUUCAACAGGAACCUUUUGUAUGACUGGAGUACUCAUAAAUGGCUUGGAUAUUGCUCCCAGUUAUUACGGAUUUCUUAAAGGAGUUACAGCUGUAAUUGGGAUGAUAGGAGGACUCAUUUCUUCUACUCUGUGUGGAGUAAUCCUUAAUCAGGAUCCAGAAUCCGCCUGGUUUAAAAUUUUCUUCCUCAUGGCAGUCAUUAAUGUGAUAUGCCUACUUUUCUGUCUCAUCUUUGGAAAAGCAGAAAUUCAGGACUGGGCUAAAGAUAGACAAGAACACACACGCCUCUGA